Leptopilina boulardi is the source of this 1729-nucleotide messenger RNA. Its product is annotated as myb-like protein X. The transcript has 2 exons. NCBI's taxonomy places the organism in Eukaryota, Metazoa, Arthropoda, Insecta, Hymenoptera, Figitidae. The record is from RefSeq and is a predicted model, not a curated record. Bases 122 to 1729 code for a protein of 535 amino acids.
GCCACUUUAUUCAAAAUUUACUCUAAACAAUCUCGACAACAUUGAGGAGAAACAACAAAAAGAAUCAAAUAGAGAAGAAAAAAUUUUUUCUACCAAAAUACAAAAACCAAAUUCAAUAAAUAUGAAUACAGAAAUAAAAAUGGAAACACCUAGUAAUGAAACAAUUCAAAUGUUAAAAAUUACUACCGUCGUGGAACUUAUGCGUAAUAAAACAAAAGAAUCUAAACUGCGCUCUAAACGAGAAACAAGAAGAUCUCUUUCUAUUGUUGCAAAACCACAAAAUUUAACAAACGAUGCUCCAUCGACAAUUUUAAUGAGAAAUUUUUAUCGAUUUCCAAGAACAACAACAACAACAACAGAGGAACCACUAAUCACCAGUCAAAUUAAUAAUAAUCCCAUUUUGAAUUAUGAUCAAAAUGAAAAUAUCAAUGUUUUUGAGACAAAAUCUCUUCCCGUACCACAUCCAUUUUCAUUUCUUCAAUUACCAAUUUCAGCUUACAAUGACACAAUUGCCACUGAAGUGGACAAUUUGAAUAUUUCACCACAAUUGCCAAAUUAUAUUAUUAAACGAAUAAAAACAUCAUCAAAAAUAGAUAAUCCAAUAAUUAGCACGACAUCACCAAAUACGUGGAAAAUUAAGAAACAAAGAGAAAUUUUAAAAAAACCAAAUGCUCCUCUUCUUAAGGAUGCUACAAAUGCGACAUAUAUAAAUAUAUUGGAUCAUCGAAAGGAUUUAUUGAAAGAAAUCGAGAGACAAACAGUUCCAGGUUAUCCAGCUGAUAUUCCACCAUAUAAUCCAGAUAUUAUACCCUAUGUUCAUGUACCUGAUUAUUCGGAUCAAAGAGAAGAGAGUCUCGAUAAAAAUGAUGGACAAAUUUCAAGAACAAAAUUCAAGGAUUAUGAGAAUCAGGAUUUUAUUGAUCCAACUUCUUCUGUUGACAACACUAAUGAAGCUGAGGCAGUGAAAGGAACUACAGACAAACCCAAAGUCAGUGCUCAGACGCCGUACGUUGAUAUUCAGGACUAUCGACCUGUCAAGGAUGCUUAUGAGUUCGAUAAGACGGAAGAAAUUCCGGUUCAUGAAACUCAAGAAUCUGAAGAUACAUCUCAAAAACAAUUAUCUCAAGAAACACAAACACCAAAGGAAUCAUCUGCUGAAGAUAAACGGCCAUUUAGCUUCAAGGAAUUAUUCAAGGAAUUAAAUUUACCAUAUAAUGAGGACGAUUUUAAUGAAACAAAAGAAGAAGAAGAAGAAGAAAAAGAAGAAUUAAAUGAAAACGACAAAGGCGACAAUGUUGAAGGAAACUAUUCUGAUAAAUAUAAAAAUGAAUCUCAGGAAUCUUCUUCAAGUUCAGAAAUUUAUUCUUCAGGGGAAAAUUUCAAUGACAAUAAUAAUGAACGUGAAAAAUCGACCGAAGUAGGUGAUGAUGAUCAUACAAAUGAGGAUGCAAAAUUAAUAAGAAUUACUGAUGAGGAAUUUAAAUAUGGGGAUAAAGAUUUUUUUAAACCUUUCUUUGAGAAUUCACGGGAAAUUAGUUCACACGAAUAUUAUUCUAAUGAUAAUGAUAAUGAAAAAAAAGAGAAUCGAAAGCGUGAGAUUCCUAAUCGUAGAGGAAUUUUUGAUAAUAAAUAUACAUCACGUUUGAAGGACAAGAGAAAUAAGUUACGAACUUAUUCGGAUAUUUUGUCGAAAACAAAAAAAAAGAAGAAGCAUGGUAAAAGAAUCUGA